Messenger RNA from Onthophagus taurus, 918 nucleotides. NCBI's taxonomy places the organism in Eukaryota, Metazoa, Arthropoda, Insecta, Coleoptera, Scarabaeidae. The record is from RefSeq and is a predicted model, not a curated record.
UCAGCUGGCACACAUGGAUCGUAAAUAAUCGUUUAUUCGUCGCUGUUUAUUUGGACGAAUUUAAACGCGUUUAUUUAAAUUAGAACUCGUUCCAACUGUAUAAUUAGUACGUAGAAAGUUGGUUUAGAUGAAUCUCGUAAAGCUGACCCGUUCUCAUUGUAAUCCCAAAAUGCUUUUUAACGUGUUCGCUCUGAGUACCCUAGUGUUCCAUGUGGCUUGUCAUGAGUGUUAUAUAUGUGGCGGUGAGGAUGGUCAGUAUAGUUGUACAGAGUUCAACGCAAGUUAUAAAGAAGUGUGUCCCCAAGGGGUGGCAAGUUGCAGUUUACACAUCAACGGGAAUGAGGUGAUUGCUCGGAUGUGUGGGGAGGCUACGAACUUAACUGAUUGCAAAGUAGCCAACAAAAUUAAAUAUUGUUACUGUGCUGCUAAUUUGUGUAAUGGUGACACUAACCUGGGGUUUGAAUCUGACGAUGAAGAUCUUACAGAACAUGGGAGUGGAUAUGACACCACAACUACUACAACAAUAGUUGAACCGUCCACAGUUACACCAAGAUCUAACAAUUCUAACAGCCUCAAAGCGACCCUGUAUCUGUUUUUGUAUUGUUUGAUUUUUAUUUGAUAGGAAUUUAGCUAUUGCUUUUACCAAACAGUAUUAUGUUUACCAGUCUUCCGACGCUUUUAUGCAAACUUUUUUACUAGUCAUUGUAUUACUUGAGAUUGCUUAGCUUGCCUUAGUACAAAACAUGUUCGAAAGGACGGCAGCUUUUGGUGCUAAAUAUUUUUAUAUACUCACUGUAUUUUAUACAGUCUCGUCAAUUGAUACUUCCACAAACAAUAUACUCGUAUAUUUUAUAUUUUAUAUACUCUUGUACACUGUGUGUAAUUUUAAAGGGUGAAAAUAAACAGUAUUAAUUUGCA